Messenger RNA from Sardina pilchardus (European sardine), 1562 nucleotides. RefSeq names its product protein phosphatase, Mg2+/Mn2+ dependent, 1Na (putative) (gene ppm1na). NCBI's taxonomy places the organism in Eukaryota, Metazoa, Chordata, Actinopteri, Clupeiformes, Clupeidae. Gene Ontology annotation, cellular component: nucleus; cytosol. Gene Ontology annotation, molecular function: protein serine/threonine phosphatase activity; manganese ion binding; magnesium ion binding. The coding region runs from base 1 to 1314 and encodes 437 amino acids. The record is from RefSeq and is a predicted model, not a curated record. The transcript has 6 exons. Gene Ontology annotation, biological process: negative regulation of canonical NF-kappaB signal transduction; positive regulation of canonical NF-kappaB signal transduction; peptidyl-threonine dephosphorylation.
AUGCGUACGGCACGGAGAGCUAGUGCCGUCGAGGUGCCCUCGUUCUUGCGGCAGCUGGCGCGCGAGACCGAGCGCAUGGUCACCUUCUUCUUCCGCAGCGGCAUCGGGUCGCCGCGCGACAGCAGCGGAGAGGACGACGAGGACGACGACGGGAUGCCCAGCCCGUACCUGGACCGGCCCGUGCUGACCAAGAACACGGCCGAGGGCGGCAACAGGUGGGGCACCAACUACGCCUUGGCCAGCAUGCAGGGCUGGAGGGCGCAGAUGGAGGACGCCCACACCUGCGUGCCCGAGAUGGACGGGCAGCUGGAGGAGUGGGGGUACUACGGCGUGUUCGACGGGCACGCGGGCACCACAGUGGCGCAGUUCUGCGCCCGCAACCUGCUGCAGCACAUCAUGGCCACGGGUGGCAUUAAGGCGGAGGAGGACCCCGUGCAGGUGAAAGAGGGGAUCCACGAGGGCUUCCUGGCCAUCGACCGGAGCAUGCACGAGAUGGCGCGGCGCGAGACCUGGGACCGCAGCGGCUCCACGGCGACGGCCGUCAUGGUCUCUCCGCGCAACAUCUACUUCAUGAACUGCGGCGACUCGCGCGCCCUGCUGUGCCGCUCCGGCCGCGUUCACUUCUACACGGAGGACCACAAGCCGUGCAACCCGCGCGAGCGCGAACGCAUCCAGAACGCCGGCGGCUCGGUGACGCUGCAGCGCGUCAACGGCUCGCUGGCCGUCUCGCGCGCCCUCGGCGACUUCGACUUCAAGGAGGUGGGCUGGCGCCCGCAGACCGAGCAGCUGGUGUCGCCCGAGCCCGAGGUCUACGAGCUGGAGCGCUCCGCCGACGACGAGUUCCUCGUGGUGGCCUGCGACGGCGUCUGGGACGCCCUGAGCAACGAGGACCUGAGUGCCUUCGUCCACUCCCGUCUGGAGGUCUGCGAGGACCUAAGGGAGGUGUGCACGCAGGUGCUGGACCUCUGCCUCUACAAGGGCAGUCUGGAUAACAUGAGCAUCAUUAUCAUCGGCUUCCCUGGCGCCCCCCAUGUGUCACAAGAGGCACUGCAGCGUGAGGCAGAGAUGGAACAAAUAAUUGAUGCAAAAGUGGGAGAGGCUAUCCAGCUCCUUCAGUCCAGAGAUGAGGAGCCUGAUCUGCUCUUUGUCAUGAAGUUCCUGACGGCCGAGUACAUCCCAGGCCUGCCACCAGGGGGAGGCAUCACAAGCAAGAGAGACUGCAUCAUAGCUUCGUAUCAGAAACAUGCGGCCGCAUGCAAGGUUCAAGAGCCCAUGGACACUGGAGGCUCCGAUGAAUCCAACCAGAGCAACUAGAGGCAGUUCCCCUGGAAACAGAAACAGAGGCAUCAUGUCUCCAUGGCAACAUUUUCACACCAGAAAAAAAAGUUAUCUAAAAAAAGAAACGAAAAAAAUAAAAAUAAAGAGCAGCCAACUUGUACCACUUCCUCCUGUACAACAGAGAGCAACAUUGCCAACAAACCACUGAUACCACAGCAUCCACUUCACACAUAACACUGGUCCUCCCAGCAGUCUCACACUCCAAUAGACUACUCUGUCUUAAA